Molecule: messenger RNA, 1038 nt
Organism: Pterocles gutturalis (yellow-throated sandgrouse)
Lineage: Eukaryota; Metazoa; Chordata; Aves; Pterocliformes; Pteroclidae
Gene: R3HCC1L
Product: R3H domain and coiled-coil containing 1-like
Exons: 7
Coding region: 1-1038 (345 amino acids)
Molecular function (GO): nucleic acid binding
Source: RefSeq, a predicted model, not a curated record
AUGUCUGAGCUUGCUGGAGAGAGCACCUUGGAUGUACCAGGAGCCGGCUGUGAAACCAGCUGCUCGAGGGCUGGCGUGGGUGACGUGCUGGUGCUCCCUGGGGAGAAUACUUUGAGGCAGGAUGUGGGCAGCCCAUCCCAGCUCCCACCGAACAAGGAGGAGAGCGCUGCAGGAGCCAGGCAUCCCUGUGGGGAGGGCAUCCCGGUGCCUGCUGUGGGGGGAGUGGGCAGCACCUCUGCCUGCACAGACGACAGCACUGGGGCUGAGAGCAGCCUGCCGGCUGCUGGCGAGGAGCUGGGACAGACGAGGACACAGGCUCACUGCAGCAGCACCGGAGCAAAAGGUAAAGAGGAAGAGGGAGGUUUCCACAGCGGCUCCCCAAAGGCAGAGCAGGCCAGUGCCGGCACCCCCAGCCAGGCCAGCCCAGGCACCGAGGAGAGCUGGGACGCACUGUUCAACGACGAUGGGGACUGCCUGGACCCGCGCCUGCUGGAGGAGCUCUUGGGGGGUGAGAAGCACCAGGAGAGCCAGCAGUCACCCCGCUUCGACUACUAUGGGGCUGAGCCUGCCGCACCAGACCUCAGCGAUGACGAGCUGCCCCACGUCAUCGAGAUCUAUGAUUUCCCCUCGGAUUUCCGCACUGAGGACCUGCUACGUGUCUUCUGCAGCUAUCAGAAAAAAGGCUUUGAUAUUAAGUGGGUGGACGAUACACACGCUCUGGGCAUCUUCUCUAGCCCCAUAACAGCAUGCGAUGCCCUCAGCACCAAGCACCUGAUGGUGAAGACUCGCCCACUCUCCCAGGGUACCCGCGCCUCUAAAGCCAAAGCCAGAGCGUACGCUGACUACCUGCAGCCAGCCAAGGAGCGCCCUGAAACGUCGGCAGCCCUGGCCAGGCGGCUGGUGAUCGGUGCCCUGGGGGUGCGCAGCAACCAGACGCCAGCCCAGCGAGAUGCCGAGCGGAGGAAGCUGCAAGAAGCCCGGGAGAGGAAGCGCCUGGAGAACAAGCAGCGGGAGGAUGCCUGGGAGGGCCGGGACUGA